UAGCUAAGACAUUGGAGGCGGGGCAGUUAGCAUUGCUUCGUCUGUUUCCUUGCACUGAACCGGAUAGAUUGUGCAGUUUAGGCGAGCAAAUAAUGUACCAAAGGCCGUUUUCAACAUAGUGUAGCUAGCCACUGUACAAAUUUAGUUGCUAGCGUCCCUAGCUGGCUAACUAAAUACAGAGACAUCGCCAAGACCAAGUUACCAAAGACGAGAAUACUAUUUUGUUGUCCAUAGUUCACCCCCUCGCGCGCACACACACAUCAACACGGCAUUGAUGGUAAUGCAUGCUAGGAAACAACCGAGACUCAGCGAUGGGUGCAACGACCGAAGGGAUUCCCAACCCUAUCAGACUCACAAAUCCCAGCCAAAGAGUCAAUCUACCACCCUUCACGGUCACGAUAAAAUGCGAGAUGGGUUAUCAGAUCCUACACCGCCCUACAAAAUGCUCCGGCGCUCUGAUGAAAGUCCGGUCAAUAAAUACAGCGACGGGCACAGCAAAACAAAAACAUUUCACACACUCCGAGGCAAAGAUGGUGGUACCAGCUGCUCUCCGCAAGAGAAUUUGCACAACCACAGCUCCAACUCCCACUCAAAUCAAAGCAAGGCAUCAGACACACCUCAUGAGCCUGCAGACGACUGGUCCGAGCACAUCAGCUCCUCCGGCAAGAAGUACUACUACAACUGCAGGACUGAGGUCUCUCAAUGGGAGAAGCCCAAAGACUGGCUGGAGAGAGAGCAGAGGCAGAAAGACCCAUCUAAGAGGGAGUCCAACACUUUCCCCAAAGACCGGGACUACAGACGAGAGUCUGUCGACACAGAGUAUGAAAACUACAGAGAUAGAGCGUAUGGGAGGCGUAGUCUUGGGGACAAGUCCUCCAACUCUGCACCUUCUCAGUCCUCUUCCUCCACCAAUCCGGGCCUGAACCAAGCCUCUGGCUCUAACCCCACCCCUUCAUCUUCCUCCUCCUCCACGGUCCCGGUGUCCCCCUCUGUCCAAACCCAGGCCUCGGGCCUGCUCCAAGACCCCGCCCUCCUGCGGCAGCUCCUCCCAGCGCUGCAAGCCACCCUGCAGAUGAACAACGGCAGCAUGGACAUGGCCAAGAUCAAUGAGGUCCUCGCGGCUGCUGUCACCCAAGCGUCCUUGCAGUCAAUGCUUCAUAAACUCCUCACUGCUGGACCGUCUGCUUUCAACAUCACUUCUCUGCUUUCCCAAGCUGCUCAACAAUCCUCCAACCAAGCGGCCCAGCAGGCAAGUCAGUCACCCAUAUCUCUAAUGUCGGACACCUCCUCACCCCGCUCAUAUGUGUCACCCAGGAACGGCACGCCCCAGACCAACCUCCUUAACCAGAAACCUGCACUCAGCAUGCCUCCUGCCUCCUCCCAACCAAAGGUUACCCCAGUGAAACCAGGACCAGUUUCUCAACAGGCUUCAGCAGAGAAACAUCCAGAGGACCCCCGAACUCUCCGACAGCGGAGUCAGGGGAGUCCACCAUCAGGACCUAACGGCAACGCCACCGGCGGCCAUUCGGUUCUCAAUGUCGCCUCAGCCCAGUCCAGCACUCCCGGCUCCUUCACUCCCUCGCUGGCCUCUCACUUUGAUGAGAACCUCAUCAGGCACGUCCAGAACUGGCCCGCCGAGCACAUCGAGAAGCAGGCAGCACGGUUACGGGAAGAUGCCCACAACAUGGGCAGUCUCUACAUGUCUGAGAUCUGCACUGAACUCAAAAACCUCAGAUCAUUAGUCAGAGUGUGUGAGAUCCAGGCCACGCUGAGGGAACAGAGAAUACUGUUCCUUAGACAGCAGAGCAAAGAACUGGACAAGCUGAAGAAUCAGAACUCUUACAUGGUCUGAGAACCUGUGUGGGAGACGAAGGACGGUGAACUGCUUAACACUGCAGUCGAAGCCCUCAACGCGGUCCUCUGUGCCCUGGACUGAACACUUCUGUAACGUCAUGAACCAAAGGGCAAAUGAGGAAUACGGAAAAGAGUCUGGGCCUGUUGAAGACGUCAUGGGCCAAGCAAUGAAGCGUACCAUUGCCGAAGCCCCUGAAAGUGUAUAUUUUAUUAGGCGUCCAAGAUUACAAUUUUCUAUGAAACUGCAGGCUGAAAGAAUACGAAGCCUAGUUGAGCGUUUCAUGGACACCCAAACCGGUCGAUUCUGAGGAACAUACAGGUCAUAACUUUUUCUUACCUGAGAAACAGCUGCCGCCUUUUGGAAUCGUGGACUGUUUGUUGCACUGGAGAAACUGAGAAUCUCUCGCUUUUCCUCUGGAAUAGCCAGUUUUGGUUGGGAAUGUGUACUUUUCUCCACUGACUUGUGGCUGAACUGAAGUUUCUAGCGUGAACUCAGAUUGGCUUGAGAUGUAUGAAUCAACUGAUUCAUGAACACUUCUUGAGCAUAGACUUGAAGGAGUGCAAAGAAGAUUCUUGAAUGAGCCAACUUUGAUUCCUUCCAGACUCAUAUAGUAAGGAAUCAUGAAUUUAGCAGUCCCAGGAUCAUGGGUUCAUUAUUAGGAGUACUUUUUUAAUGUGAUCUGACAAAGAUGCAUAGCUGCUUGAUGGAAGUUGUCUGUCUGUCCAUGCUCUCUCCCCACUUUCCUGCUGGAUGGAAAUAGUCUGUAGACUUCUUAACUUCCCACCCCAACAUGACUAUGGCCCCCUCUAACGUUGGGCCAGGAGACUUCUCAGAACAUGCCUCACCAUGGAGUAACCUUCUGGUAACCUCCCAGUCCCUAUCACUAAACCCUCAACAGAAUCCUACAAUAAAGGGCAACGUUCUCGUCCUCCACACCCUCUGAAUACCCUCCGUAGACUUAACCCUGCAUCUAAACUCCCAUUUAAUCUGUACUUGAUUAUUUUCCCAGUUUCCCCUGAACUUUGAUGUUUUGUAAGCUUGUCUGUUUUGUCUAGCUUGAGUCUGCAGAAUAAUUCAUUCCUUAUAAUGUGCAGUUUCUUGCGAAAUUGUUAAAGGGUCUUUAGUUUCACGUGGUUAUGUAAACCUAAAUUAUUGCACAUUAUUCAUUGUGUCCUUGUGAACAGGAUGGGAUAAUUUUUUCAUGGGACUCACCUUUCUCUUGACUAUACUAGCUAAGCCAGUACAGCAGUAAUUAAAUGGACUCCGUAGUUAACUUUUGCAACAUUUUGUUUUACCGGAGUUAAACUUUUUUAGGCCUCACUAAAUAAAGUAACUAUUUUACAAUGAAACGUUCACACGACAAUGCUGUCUCACUCUUCCACGUCCACAAACUUAGCUUCGCCUUCCUUCUCCUAAGACCUCUCUGAUCAAUAAGUGGCAUGCUGAAAUUGGGAAGGCACUGGCCAAAGCGUUGGUUUGUAGAACUGGAGUGACGUACGCACUUUUCAGAUAGUGGGGGACCAGAGGUUUUUGUGAGGAUGGGGCGAAAAUAGCUUUGUAUAUUAUUUCUUUAAAAGUAUAUCAGAAUAAAAUAAAUUAUUCUACCACAAA
This is a messenger RNA of Salvelinus fontinalis (brook trout), 3466 nucleotides long. RefSeq names its product WW domain-containing adapter protein with coiled-coil-like. The transcript is spliced from 13 exons. Gene Ontology annotation, molecular function: RNA polymerase II complex binding; chromatin binding. Gene Ontology annotation, cellular component: nucleus. The record is from RefSeq and is a predicted model, not a curated record. NCBI's taxonomy places the organism in Eukaryota, Metazoa, Chordata, Actinopteri, Salmoniformes, Salmonidae. Bases 275 to 1852 code for a protein of 525 amino acids. Gene Ontology annotation, biological process: regulation of autophagy; positive regulation of TORC1 signaling.